Carica papaya (papaya) is the source of this 1446-nucleotide messenger RNA. Its product is annotated as metaxin-like protein. The record is from RefSeq and is a predicted model, not a curated record. Gene Ontology annotation, cellular component: cytoplasm; SAM complex; mitochondrial outer membrane. Gene Ontology annotation, biological process: mitochondrion organization. Lineage: Eukaryota; Viridiplantae; Streptophyta; Magnoliopsida; Brassicales; Caricaceae.
AGGGUAAAUGACGCAACUUCCCGACCCAAAAGCGAUUCUCUCUGAUUCAACAAAAACCCCAAUCUUCAAACCCCAGCAAAAACCUUCGAAUCCAUCCUGCAUUCUCUCCCACUUUCUCCAUCAAAGGCCAUUAACAACACUGCUCUUUCUCCUGAUUCAAAUGUUGACGAUUUGAGGUUCACCGUUACAGGAAAAGAAAUUCUCUCUGUUUUUUCCUUCGUGUACAGAAAAACACAGUUCAAACCUUACGGGUAGCGAAAAUGGAAGCAGUGCAAGGAGAAGAGUUCACGCUGGUGGCAAGAAAGCCGCAUUUCGGACUCCCGACGGCUUGUCCAACUUGCCUACCCGCUUACAUCUACCUAAAGUUCGCUCGGUUUCCUUUUCAAUUGGCUUUCAAUUCCAUCUACCCUGAUUCAGAUCAAAUUCCUUAUAUUGAAGCUGGUACUUAUGUGGCUUACAAUAAUGAGAAUGGUGGAGUAAUUGAUCGCAUGAAGCAAGAUGGAAUUCUCGAUUUGGAUACUGAACUCCAGUCACUCCCAGAAUGGAUAUCGAUGAAAGCAGUGGUUACUUCCUGGCUUGAUGAGGCACUCAUGUACGAACUCUGGAUUGGGUGUGAUGGAACUUCGGCUCGCAAAAUAUAUUAUUCUGAUCUUUCAUGGCCAAUUGGCAAAAUUCUUUUUUUAAAGCAAACAUAUAUAUUAAAGCAGCGACUUGGGAUAACUAAAGAGAAUGCAGAGCAAAGGGAAGAACAGAUAUAUCACAGAGCAAAAGUUGCAUAUGGAGCCCUCUCAACUAGGUUAGGCGAGCAAAAUUUCCUCUUUGAGGACAGGCCAUCAAGUUUGGAUGCGUCUUUUCUCUCACAUGUUCUCUUCAUUCUGCAAGCAUUACCAGAAACAUCAGUUUUACGGGGCAAGCUUUUGGAACACAGUAAUCUUGUAAGAUAUUCUGAAAGACUAAAGAUGGAUUUCCUAGAAGCUGGUUCAUCAUCAUCUUCUGUCCCACAGGCCCACUCAGUACCUUCACCAUCUUCAAGAAAAGGUGCCUCAAAUUGGAGUUCAAAGCCUAAGAGCAAGCCUAAAAGGGAAAAAACAGAGGAGGAAAAGACCUUCAAAAGAAGGGCCAAAUACUUUUUGGCAGCACAACUGCUCGCAGUUCUACUUUUUCUGUCUGUCAUGGGUGGAAAUGAUUUUGGUGAAGCAGAGUUUGAGAAUGAUGAUGAUGACAUAGCUUAUGACUGAAAGAACAAUCAUAUCACUCGGCACUUUUCUUGUGGUGAUCAACAAAGACUAGCUUCAUGUAUAAGAAUACUUCUCCUUCAAAAUUUUGUAACUUUGACACAAAUUUUGGAAAAUAAAUAUCCAUAGGAACUAUGUAACAUGAGUUGUGCAAUAGAGGGGGUAAUCUUUUUGGUUGCUUGGAAAAAAAAGACGUGUGUUGGAUUAUCAA